Molecule: messenger RNA, 698 nt
Organism: Oxyura jamaicensis (ruddy duck)
Lineage: Eukaryota; Metazoa; Chordata; Aves; Anseriformes; Anatidae
Product: histidine triad nucleotide-binding protein 1-like
Exons: 4
Coding region: 100-564 (154 amino acids)
Source: RefSeq, a predicted model, not a curated record
AAACCAGGACAGAAGGUGAUGCCUUGGCCUGGGUCCGGAGGUGUCUGACGUAGAGCCGGCCGUAACGGGCUAAUUUGGAAUGUUCUUUCCCCUGAGUGCAUGGCGUUAUCGAGGACGGAGAGUUUAUACAGCCUCAGCCGGAUUACUCCAGGUUCUUUGAAGAUGCCUUCCUACCUCUGGCCGAGGCAAUAUUUGGACGUAACUGAAGGACGGUUAGCAGCUGUUUGCCGCUUGUGUGUUUUGCGUGUAGAAGGUAGAGAACUUUGCCUAUUCAAAGACCGCUUAAGAAGAUUCGCUGUUUUGUCGUGCGCGUUUGGGGUACUUGAUGAUCUGCUUCGUGCCUUGUGUUCCGUGAUAGUUCGCCUCAGGCUCCAGUGUUUUUUCCUAGUCCUUCCUGAGAAAGCAGUUGUCCGGUUAUGUGAAGCAGAAGAUUCUGGCGGACCCCUUCUUGGGCGUUUGAUGGUUGUUGGCAAGAAGUGUACUGCUAACCUGGACCUGACCAAUGGAUUCCGGAUGGCUGUGAAUGCCCACCCUCGGGCCCUUCAGACUAUCGCCGCUGAAUAGGUUUCAUAUGUUGCCCAUCAAUCUAGCCCCUGUUGAUGUAUGAUUUUAUUUUAUCUUUUGGACGGCUGUCUGUAGAGGGUAAUAAAGAGCUUUGAGCAGCAUUUGAACAAUAAAGAUGGAGCAUGGGGAUAUCA